UUCGUGCUCUUCACAUCACAGCGCUCGGCUGAUCACAUCAGUGCUCAGUAAGCCAUGCUUUGUGCAACCCCUGAUUGUCUCACUUUCCUCCAUUCCCUUCACAGAACCCUUUCCCUUCCUGUGAGUAGCUUGCCUUUCAAUUCACUGAGCACCACUCGGAAGACUCUGCCAUGUAAAGCGAGCAUGAUCACCAACUCUGAGUGGUUCGAAGUGGGACGGCUUAUUGGGAGCUAUGGCUUCAUGAACGUCACCAGCUAUCCAGCCUUUCCUUCAGGUGCAAUUACUGAAUUUUCACCUGGAGAUUUGGGAGAACUGAAAAUUCAAGAGAUCCGCGAAGGAAGCAUCAAGAUCAGGCUUUAUGAAGGUAGAGUUGCUGAGGGUCCUCUUAGAGGAACUUCAAUUGUUUUUAAGGUUUAUCCUGGACAACGAGCUGGUGGAGUUGAGGCUGAUAUGAUGGCUGCCAAUGAAUUGAAUGCCCACAUAUUUCUUCAAAACAGUUCGAAACGCAUGAGCCAGCAUCUUUUGACACUUGUGGGAGGAUUUGAAACAAUGACUGGGGAGCAGUGGCUUGCUUUUCGUGAUGAUGGGAAAUAUAGUUCGGCAGACUAUGCGAAAUUUGCUAGUGAAAGAGUAUCAAAAAACCUUUCUUUAGGAGAGGCAUCUUCUUGGAAUCGCUUUGAACAAGAACAAAUGAUGAAGAGAAGGAGAUAUUUUAUUAUAAAGUUGCUUCAGGGUGCUUUGAGAGGUCUAGCUUUCAUGCAUGACCAUGACAGAUUGCACCAAAGUCUUGGACCAUCUUCUGUGGUUCUCAACACAAUUUCUGAUAGAGAGGCCCGUUAUUUGAUUCCAAGGCUUCGAGAUCUAGCUUUUUCUGUUGAUGUCAGGUACUCAGGGCUAGAAGAUGAUCCUGCAUCACUAGCAAAUGGGCUCUGGAAACGAGCAUCAGCUGCUGGUGCAGUCACACGUCUGGAGAAAAGAGCUUUUGGCAUAGCUGAUGACAUAUAUGAAGCAGGACUUCUUUUUGCAUACUUGGCUUUUGUUCCAUUUUGUGAAGCUGGUAUAAUGGAUAGCAUUUCCUUGCAAAGGCUUCUGGAGAACACUUUUCAGCUUGAUGUUGAGGCAACACGAGAGUACUGUCUGGCAGAUAGCCGAUUAGAAAAUGCUGUUGAGUUCCUGGAUCUGGGUGAUGGUGCUGGCUGGGAGUUACUUCAGGCAAUGCUUCAUCCUGAUUUCCGGAAACGACCAAUUGUAGAAGCUGUUCUCAAUCAUCGGUUCAUGACUGGUUCAGUUCUGUGAUUUUUAAUAUCAAAGAUGGGUGUUUGAAUGUAUGUGAAAGAUCUACCGCAUGCGUUGUCAUUCUUGUGCCUCCUGUAAAUAUUAUCUUCAUUUGUAUCAUAACAAGUGUGUGUAAUUUUAUUGCUCACAGUUUUCAAAAACCUGAGAUUGAUUCGAUUGAACAAAAAGAAAAGAGAUUGAUUCGGUUAAUACUCUCUUUAGACUUGUUCA
Neltuma alba is the source of this 1506-nucleotide messenger RNA. RefSeq lists its product as uncharacterized. The transcript is spliced from 12 exons. Gene Ontology annotation, cellular component: chloroplast. Gene Ontology annotation, molecular function: ATP binding; protein kinase activity. The record is from RefSeq and is a predicted model, not a curated record. Gene Ontology annotation, biological process: protein phosphorylation. Lineage: Eukaryota; Viridiplantae; Streptophyta; Magnoliopsida; Fabales; Fabaceae. The coding region runs from base 55 to 1296 and encodes 413 amino acids.